Pseudomassariella vexata is the source of this 1386-nucleotide messenger RNA. Its product is annotated as COP9 signalosome complex subunit 1. NCBI's taxonomy places the organism in Eukaryota, Fungi, Ascomycota, Sordariomycetes, Amphisphaeriales, Pseudomassariaceae. The transcript is spliced from 5 exons. The record is from RefSeq and is a predicted model, not a curated record. Bases 1 to 1386 code for a protein of 461 amino acids. Gene Ontology annotation, cellular component: COP9 signalosome.
AUGGCCGACUCAAGCCAGCUUCUGACCUUCUUUACGGCCAUGGACAACCAAGGAGGACUGGUCAUCAAAGAUGCGCCGAAGCUCGAUCUUGACCUGUACAUCUCAAAUUACACUGGACGAACUCGCUUCGAACGUCUCUUCUCGAUUGGCCAAAGCUCCGUUGUGCUCUGCGUCGACGCCCUCAAAGCUGCUGUUACCGAGGCAAAGCGAGGCAAAGAUGUCCGUCGCUAUCGCGAGGCCUGGGAGUGCAUCCGUGUAGCAGCCCCAAACGAGCCCGAGGCUCAAUUCGAUCAGGCAUGGGCGGACAAGACAGAGAAGGCAAACAAAUUGGAAACACACCGGCUAGAGACAGAACUGAAAGGUUACAAGAACAACCUGGUCAAGGAAAGCAUUAGGAUUGGCUAUCGCGACCUGGGCGAGCACCUCGAGAGCAUUGGCGACCUCACCGCCGCCAACGACAAUUACACCAGGAUGCGACCCGAAGCAAGCACACAUGCACACCUCUUCGAUUGGGCCAAGCACGCCAUCGGCAUCUCUCUUCAAAAGCGCGACUGGUCCAGCAUCCAAUCGAACAUCAACAAAAUGCUCUCUGGCAGCACGGGCGAGGAGGACCUAAAGGUUCAGCAGCCAUAUCAGAAGACGGUAUUGGGUCUCGCAAACCUCCAUGGCGAAAAGUUCUACGACGCGGCGAAGUGUUUUCUCGAAGUCGAGCUCAGUGUUUGCCAACAGUACAGCAACAUUAUGAGCCCCAAUGACAUGGCCACAUAUGGUGGCCUGCUCGCUCUCGCCUCCAUGGAUCGAUCCGAGCUACAGUCUCGGGUUUUGGACAGCCCUAGCUUUAGAAAUUACUUGGAGCUUGAACCUCAUAUUCGCAAGGCCACCUCGAUGUUUGUGAACGGACGUUACUCGGCUUGUCUCGCGACCCUCGAGUCCUAUCGCGCUGAUUACCUGCUGGAUAUCCACCUGUCAAGACACGUAAAAAAAAUCUACUCUCAGAUUCGCAGCAAGUGCAUCGUGCAGUACUUCAUUCCGUUCUCUUGUGUCACCUUGGAUAGUUUGGACAAGGCGUUCGCCAAGCCAGGCGAGUCCCUCGAGGCAGAACUCAUCACCAUGAUCAAGAGCGGAGCGCUCAAGGCUCGUAUCGACACGGUUGACAAACUUCUCAUGGCUAUCUCCACCGACCGACGAGCUGAAAUGCAGGCCAAUGCCCUUGAGGCAGCUAAGAACUAUGAGAAAGAGGCGUUGGAACGAAUUCGACGUAUGAACAUCGUAGCGGCUGAUCUCGAGGUCAAGGGCACUGCUCGAGCAAGAGCUGGCCUUGGCGGUGAUCAAUGGUUCAACGAGACGAGAAGACAGAUGAAUCAAGGCGAAGCGGCCUCCGGCUAG